AUGGCGCCUGAUCUCAUUGCUCCUCACAGUGCACCCAUCUCAGCUUACAUGAGCGUUCAUUCAGCCACCAACCUGGCUUAUGUGCGUUAUUUUGGUAGACAGGACAGUGCCGUGUCGGCCACAUUCAAGAGUCUUAACUCCCGUACAUUCACUGUUGAAUACAUUCUGGGUGAUGGAACAAGGGGAGAGUCUGUCAUUCCCUUUCCUCAUCUCUUGACACGCCGAGAAGAGAUUCGCCCUGUGUUGGAAUCUAUGGCCAAAGAAGCUGAGUCAGCAUUAGGCUUGCCUAGUUCAUUAUCAGGUCCUCCACCUUUAAAUGCUAUUGCCAAAGCUAUGUAUGCUCAGGCUACAAACAUGUACACACCUGAAGAACCCGCCGCUCCGUUGGAUGUAUUUUAUAAUGCAGAUCCUUUUUGGCAAAUGAUGAUUGCAGCCGGUCUGGGUUUAUUGUUCUUGUAUCGUUAUGCUCCCGAUACCUAUAUUCGCCAGCAUUUUCCUCAAGCCCUCAUACAGUUCCGAAACUACCUUGGCCCAAAAAUGAUUGAUAACAUUUGGCGCACUACGGUACUAGUUCACGUAUUUGAGAGUUUUGCUACUAUGGUGACUUGUAUUCGACGUAAAUGGUACAGCCCAAUCAACAUUGCCAAGUGGACUGCCAGUUCCUUUAUAUUUGGGGUUGCUUCGAUGAACAAACUUGUUCAGCAUGGAAAGGAAGUUCGUCAUGGUAUGAAAUACGAGUAA
Molecule: messenger RNA, 741 nt
Organism: Phycomyces blakesleeanus NRRL 1555(-)
Lineage: Eukaryota; Fungi; Mucoromycota; Mucoromycetes; Mucorales; Phycomycetaceae
Exons: 3
Coding region: 1-741 (246 amino acids)
Source: RefSeq, a predicted model, not a curated record